Molecule: messenger RNA, 978 nt
Organism: Zingiber officinale
Lineage: Eukaryota; Viridiplantae; Streptophyta; Magnoliopsida; Zingiberales; Zingiberaceae
Exons: 3
Coding region: 1-978 (325 amino acids)
Source: RefSeq, a predicted model, not a curated record
AUGGAUAACAAUAUUGAAGGUUCAUCAAAUUUAUCAUCUUCAAGCUCUGAUGAUGAUAACUAUGCAGAAAGUUUUAGUGCAAGGCAACAAUUGAUCGCUCAGGUGAUUUCUACCAAUAAUCAAAUUGUCUUAAAUUAUCUCAAUGAAGGAAGCAAUCAAAGCAGGCAUCGAGACUCAAUUCCUGGUCAUAAGAUGAUCAAUCAUAAUCGUGAAGCUGCUGAUCGUAAUCUAUUCAAUGAUUAUUUCGCCGAAAAUGCAUUGUAUAAUGAUGCAAUUAGAAGAGAUGGGCUUGGAAGACUUGGUUUGUCAAGCUUGCAAAAAAUAACAACUGCAUUUCGGAUAUUAGCAUACGGUGUACCUGUAGAUGCUGCUGAUGAGUACAUUAAAAUAAGGGAAUCAACUGCUAUUGAAAGUGUGAAACGAUUUUGUCAUGAUGUGGUUGUAGUUUUUGGAGGGCAGUACCUACGAUCUCCAAAUGCUCACGAUGUUGCUAGGUUACUUCAUAUUGGUGAGCUACAAGGUUUUCCAGGUAUUACAAUUCCUGCUCAUUAUGUCAUUCAAGGAAAAGAGUACAAUAUGAGUUAUUAUUUAGCUGAUGGUAUAUAUCCAAAAUGGUCAACACUUGUUCAAACGAUUCAUGCUCCACAAGGUCGAAAGAAUAAAUUAUUUGCAAUGAAGCAAGAAGCGUGUAGAAAGGAUCUUGAGCGAGCAUUUGCCGUGCUCCAAUCACGCUUUGCAAUUGUUGCAGGACCUUCACGUUUUUGGCAGAAAAAUAUUUUACAUGAUAUACUGACAUCAUGUAUUAUUAUGUAUAAUAUGAUAAUUGAAGAUGGACGUGAUUUAAAUGCACCAAUCGUGGAAUACUUUGAGGUGCCGACUCCAGAUGUUGAGCUCGCAGUAGAUGAUGGUACUCGAUUUGAAGAGUUUCUAGCUCGAUAUAGACAAAUCAAAGACAAAGAAGCUCAUAUUGCCCUUUGA